Messenger RNA from Arctia plantaginis, 1596 nucleotides. The record is from the annotation of a GenBank genome assembly. NCBI's taxonomy places the organism in Eukaryota, Metazoa, Arthropoda, Insecta, Lepidoptera, Erebidae.
AUGAACGCGUUCAUGAGAAGGUUUCUCAGGUUUUUGGUGUCUCUGCUCGCGAUCAUCGUACUACCCAUCACAUACCUUGUAAAUAUCAGAAGGAACAAAAAAUGUCCACCACCAGCAAAUCCUAUACUAUUCAAAUCAGCCACAGAAUUGACAGCAAUGAUUAGAAAUAGACAGAUCACAUCAGAACAAGUAGUAGAAGCUUAUAUUGAGAGAUGUAAGGAAGCUAACCCGUAUUUGAAUGCCAUAGUCGAGCCACGCUAUGAUGCCGCUCUGAGGGAAGCCCGAGGAAUAGACAAAAUGAUUGCAUCCACAAGCAAAACGCCCGAAGAGUUGGUUAAAGAGUUCCCAUUGUUGGGAAUACCCAUAACUGUAAAAGAGAGUAUUGCUGUAGAAGGUAUGAGCAAUGACUGCGGCACAGUUUACCCUUAUAGGAAACCAGCAUCCAAAGACGCUGCAGUUAUAAGAGAAGCUAGAGCAGCUGGUGCCAUUCCCAUAGCAGUGACAAGCACACCACAACUGUGUAUGAAUUGGGAGACGUAUAAUAACGUAGUGGGUAUUACAAUGAAUCCGUACGACCAGAAGAGGACUACUGGUGGCUCAUCAGGCGGAGAAUCGGCGUUGAUAUCAGCAGCUGCAUCCGUCGUCGGUAUUGGCUCCGACAUUGCCGGAUCACUCCGGUUGCCUCCUAUGUUUACUGGGAUCUUCGGACAUAAACCUACACCUAGACUCCUUUCAGUCGAAGGUCAUGUUCCAGAUAGUUUAGAUCCUGAUUUUGAAGAAUACUUUACACUUGGACCAAUUACACGCUACGCAGAAGAUCUCACAUUAAUGUUGAAGGUUUUGAAGCAGCCUGGCUCGCCUGACUUACCACUGGACAAGCCAGUUGAUGUAAGAAAACUGAAAUUUUACUAUAUGGAAGGGGACGGUAGCAAUGUAUCAAAUGCCAUUGGUCCUGAUGUCAGGAGUGCAAUGGAAAAGGCCAAAGAUUACCUAAAGAAGACACAUAAUAUUGAAGUUAAACCACUAAAAAUUAAACACAUAGAACAUAUGUGGGAAAUCAGUAUUAGAAUUCUAUUGAGCAUCAAACAUAUUAGAAACAUCUACACGAAUCCAGAGAAACGAGAAGAAUGGGUAUCAGUAUGGCCCGAAGUACUGAAGUCACUUGUGGGCAUGUCCAAUCACAACUUUCUUUGCGUAUGUUACGGGCCGCUAACAAAGUUCUUCGAUGCACUACCGAAGAGUUAUUACAAGAAGCUUCUGUCUAUUUAUGAUGAAAUCAAAGCUGAAUUUGAGAAAUUGUUAUCAGGUGACGCAGUAUUACUUCAUCCAACAUUUCCGACGCCAGCUCACCUUCACUAUAGGAUCUACUAUAAAUUCCUCAACUGCGGAUAUUUAACGAUAUUUAGCGCUUUAGGACUUCCCGUAACACAAUGCCCCAUCGGAUUUUCAAGAGAUGGCCUACCUGUAGGCUUACAAAUUGCUGCCAAUAAAUGCAAUGACCACUUAACAAUUGCCGUUGCCAAAGAAUUCGAGAAAGCAUUCGGAGGAUGGGUACCACCGAAUAAGGAACUUUUAAAUAAUGUAAAGACUGCAUAG